Messenger RNA from Lachancea fermentati, 2022 nucleotides. NCBI's taxonomy places the organism in Eukaryota, Fungi, Ascomycota, Saccharomycetes, Saccharomycetales, Saccharomycetaceae. The record is from the annotation of a GenBank genome assembly.
AUGGCUUCAAAACAUUCGUACCCGGUCCACCAGUUGGACUCAUGUAAGCUUAUGCUUUCCGAUAACCCCUUGGACGACUACCAGCGAUCUUAUUUUGCGUCCCUAUCCAGAUGCGGCGCCAAUCAGGCCGAUCAGGCUGCAGAUUCCGUGACUGCAGCGGCUGCACAGCUGUUGAAGUCUGCUCAGGAAGACUUACAUAUCAUCAAGAGUCGGUAUCGCACCAGCGCCGUCCAGAGUUUCCACGACGUGCAGGGUGAUGUGGGCGCGCGCGCCCACGAACGCCUGCCCAAGAAACACAACGCGCUCGAGUGCUCGGAAUACCAGUUGCCAGACGUUCUACGAUCGCAGGGCCGCCAGGUUGCCGCGGCCACGACGUUUUCUGGUGCCGUCGCGGCCGCGUCGAGCGACGCCAACGGCGCCGCGCCCCGCAGAAACUCUGCGCCUCACGACGCACGGCUGUGCAGCUCGCUCGCGCUCGGUCCUGGAACGCUGCUAGACACCACGGCUGCGCGUGCCAGCCCCGACCACGACCUCAAUUGCCUCACCAAAAACCAGCAAUUCCGGCUCCGCAAGAUGCAGUACUCCGACCAGCGCCAGAACGCGCACUCACAGGUCAUCAACCCCAACAACUGCGUGCUGUGGGACCACCAGACGGGCUACGUCUUUUUCACCGGGAUAUGGAGGCUCUACCAGGACGUGAUGCACGGGCUCAUCGCGCUCGACCGCUCUGCGGACGCGUCCCCCACUGCAGACCCGCUUCCGGCCGCAGACCGCAAGGCGCACUGCCAGAAGGAGCUCGACUACGUGGUGGCCAGGUGUUUCUACGAAAAGGCGCUCGAUGUCACCAGCCCCGAGUGCAUAAACCGCCGCAAGCUCGCCGGCCGCAGAGGCUACCGCCAGCACUCGCAAUCCGGCGCGGCCGGAGCUGGCGCGGCCGGAUCCGCAGCCGCGUCCGCAGCCGGGGUCUCGGCCGCUGGGGGCUCCAGCGGCUCCAGCGGCCCCACCGUGCCCUCCGCCGUCCACUACUCCGACGUCCACUGGCACAAUCUGGACGCGGAGCUCAAGGCCCGGCUUUGUAAUAUCUACCGCCGCAAGCACCAGUUUUUCGAAGAGUUCGAGUUCCAAGACCUCAUGAAGCGCAUCAGAGGCGGCUACAUCAAGAUCCAGGGCACCUGGCUGCCCUACGAGGUGUCGCGCGAGUUGUGCUUGCGGUUUUGCUACCCGAUUCGCUAUUUCCUCGUUCCAAUUUUCGGACACGACUUCCCACAGGAUUGUGCCAAUUGGUACGAGCACUUCGUGGCGCUAUAUCAACGCAAGACGCUCGUCCAACCGUCGUCCACGGAUGCCUCCCAAAUGCUCUUUGCGGGAUCUAACCAACGCGCGGCCCCCGCUCCUCUUUUCUCCUCUUCACGCCCGGCCAAAAAGCCAAAAGUUGACGUCGAGCUUCUGGACGCUUCCAAAAACCUGCUGGAUAUUUCGCGACGUUUAAGCGUCCAAGAACCCAUCAUGCGCAGCCAUUUUUCCCAGGUGCCGAUGCCCCAAUUCACCCGCAACCGUUCUCAAUCGUGGGCUCCCGAAUACAGGGAGAGCGGCCACUCCAACGCCGAGAUGCUGCCCCCCAUCAAACCUUUGCUGGAGUCCCUUGAGUUUUCUCUGUACCCAUCCCCUCCAAACACCACUACUAGCUACAGUGAAAUGAGCUCCCCAAUCAAGGAUCAACGCAUGGGGCCCGUAUCUCCUCACACCUGUGUUGGAUCAAGUGCCCUUCCCAGAACCCCUCAAAUAUUCGGCGGGUCCGAGGAACCUCAUUUUAUCAUGGUACACUCACCUUCCUACGUCCAUGAAUCGAAACCUAAUCCGGCUCCAUUCUCCAAUAUCGCUUAUUUUUACAACAGCCAUGGGCAUAGAUACUCUUAUCCCGGUGGCAUGCAGGUCAUGUAUCACCCUUCGAUGAAGGCCAACGAAGAGCAGCAACAACACGAUUCCCGGCCGAGUGGUUACCAAGUAGGCGUUAACCCUUAA